Penicillium angulare is the source of this 1029-nucleotide messenger RNA. RefSeq names its product putative short-chain dehydrogenase/reductase family protein. NCBI's taxonomy places the organism in Eukaryota, Fungi, Ascomycota, Eurotiomycetes, Eurotiales, Aspergillaceae. The record is from RefSeq and is a predicted model, not a curated record. The transcript has 2 exons. The coding region runs from base 1 to 1029 and encodes 342 amino acids.
AUGGCAGGCCUAUUCCGACUUCUGAAAAUGCAAUACACCCCUCCCACAGAUCCCCGUGGAAUCUCCCUCGCCGGCAAAACCGUCCUAUUAACAGGCGCAACAUCCGGUCUAGGCUACGAAGCAGCAAUCAAAUACAUGAAUCUCGGCGUGGACUCCCUAAUAAUCGGAAGCCGAAGUCUAGAGAGGGGAAAUAGCACAAAAAUCAAACUUGAACAGCUCACCAAUCGACCCGGCGUCGUGCAAAUAUGGGAACUGGAAAUGAACAGUUUUCAGAGCGUGAAGAAUUUCGCAGCUCGCGCGAAUGAGUUACCCAGAUUAGAUAUUGCGUUGCUAAAUGCUGGUCUUUGGAAUCGGGAUUAUACGAUUUCACCUCAGUCUGAUGGGGAAGGGUGGGAGGAAGUUCUUCAAGUUAAUGUUCUUUCGACUUCUUUGUUGGCGCUGCUGCUUUUGCCGAAAUUGAGGGCGUCUGGUGCUCAUUAUGAUUCUGAACCGGGGCAUUUAAGUGUUGUUUCGAGUCAGCAGUUUGUGAGAGUUAAGGCUGAGAGUCUACGUACGGACUCGGAAGAAUCACUGUUGGAACAUCUCAAUUCUCCGGAGAGGUUUCAGGGCCCGAAACAAUACGGUAUCUCGAAGUUACUAGUCGAGUAUGUGAUGAAGACUAUUGCCAAUGGGGUUCGAAGAGAAGAUGGUUCAUUGCCUGUUAUUGUCAAUACUAUUAGUCCCGGGUUGUGUCAGACUUCUCUCGGUCGGCAGUAUGAUCGGUUCUAUGAGCGAUGGAUUGUUUGGUUGUUGCAUCGGUUAUUUGCGAGGACUUCCGAGGCUGGCAGUCGGUCUUUGGUUAGUGGGACGCUUCAGGGCGCGGAGUCGCAGGGUAAAUGCUGGCGAAGUGAUGGGUAUCUUGAUGAGUCUAAAGCGCUUACCAACGGAUCAGAAGGGAAGGAGUUUCAAGCCAAGGCUUGGAAGGAGAUUGUGGGGUUAUUAGAGAGCCAAGCGAAGGAAGUGCGUGAUAUUCUUGUAUUUGAGGAUUAG